This is a messenger RNA of Fusarium vanettenii 77-13-4, 1554 nucleotides long. RefSeq lists its product as uncharacterized. Gene Ontology annotation, molecular function: DNA-binding transcription factor activity, RNA polymerase II-specific; zinc ion binding; DNA binding. The transcript is spliced from 3 exons. Bases 1 to 1554 code for a protein of 517 amino acids. Gene Ontology annotation, biological process: regulation of DNA-templated transcription; DNA-templated transcription. The record is from RefSeq and is a predicted model, not a curated record. NCBI's taxonomy places the organism in Eukaryota, Fungi, Ascomycota, Sordariomycetes, Hypocreales, Nectriaceae.
AUGUCAGAAUCGUCAACCGCCUCCCCUCGGCAAGAGGAUUCACCGCCUGUGUCUCUUUCGUCUCUCGGGGCUCGGAAUCCCCCAGUUCAUCGCCCUGCCGCCAACCAAGACCAGGGCCACCUUGAGGUCCACCCAAAGCGAAGACGCCUCAACACGACACACUUUGCUCAGCGUAAACGCGCCGCCGAGGCAUGUCAAUUCUGCCGAGUGAGAAAGACAAAAUGCGAUAGCGCUCGCCCGCGCUGCGGUUUCUGUGUUCGCAACAAUGCCACGUGCAUCUACAAAGAUGUUCAGCAGACGAUUGAGCCGGCAUCCGGGCAAGUGCAACACGACGCUGCUUCGAACGGAGAAGUCAUAGCCCGUCUGGAAGAGAUUAAAGAGAUCCUACUCAGGGACUCCCAUAAGAGCUAUAUCGCCUUGCCGCCCAUCAUAGCAACGGAAGGGCGGGACUCUCCUGCGACGGCAAACAUUUUCCCUCCUACGACUCCGAAUCCUUGGGCAAGGUUCUCCCACAUCGCCAACAAUAAUUCAUCAAAAGGGCGCCGAUUUCCAUAUGCAGCAUUGCGAUGCGAGGGUCUUCUCAAGUGGCCUUGUCUAGCCAACGUCAUCCCCCAAUCCGCCGCGAAUAUCGACUCCUUUCUGUUCAGCCCGGAGUAUAGAGAGGUCCGGAAGAUCCAAGGAACAACAGAUGGGAGGGGUAUGAACGAGCAUGCCUUGGUCCCCCUCUGUGAGAAGUUUCUCGUUACAGCACAUCCUCGUAACCCAAUUCUUGAUGAUCAAGAAUUAUUACGUGACGCCCGCCGAGCCACCGGACACGGCCUUGAUUGGGACUCUUCGACCUGCCUGGUGCUGCUAGCCUGUGCUCUGGGCUCUUACGCUACCCCUUGGAUCAAACCAAGGGAGCAGCUACGCCCGUUUGAUGAGGCCCAGCUACAAGCCCUAACAGAGGCCGAAGACCAAGCUGAGGCAGAGGCCUAUUAUGUGGCUGCACAGAAACGGCUCGGGCUACUUGGAAACUCGAUCCAGGAUAUCCAAUGCUUUUUCCUUGCUGGCAUGUUCGAAAAGACAGCUUUGCGUCCACUGAGGGCAUGGCAUCACAUUCAACAAGCCUGUAGUCGCCUUGUGACUCGAUUGCUACAACGAGGCGAACGGCCCUUGGCCCCGUUUAAUGACUUGAAUCCCGAAAACCACCACUUGGAACAACGGCUUUUCUGGUCUUGCCUCCGGGCUGAAAGUGAACUUGUGUUUGAACUUGGCGAAACACCAGGGAGCUUGGAAAAUUUCUCUUAUCCUGAUGCCUUCCCUUCGCCACCUGACAAUCUCUUCGAUGACGCUUCACCCAACACUGACGGCUCGACUCCUAGCUCCCUCGAUAAGCAAAGGCGAAUCAACGAACAAGGUUGGUAUUACUACCUUGCCGAGAUCUCGGUCCGGCGGACGGUAGACGAGACUUUGAAUCUCCUUUAUAGCCAAGGUCCGGAGUACUGGAUGGAGAACCCUGCCUAUUUGAUCCGUCAGUACUACGAAUGUGAUGGCCAAGUAUCCUCGUGGUAA